Molecule: messenger RNA, 3353 nt
Organism: Lytechinus pictus (painted urchin)
Lineage: Eukaryota; Metazoa; Echinodermata; Echinoidea; Temnopleuroida; Toxopneustidae
Exons: 7
Coding region: 2-1222 (406 amino acids)
Source: RefSeq, a predicted model, not a curated record
AAUGCAUAUUGGUGGAUUUUUAACUUCCUAUGGACCAGGUAUAUCAAAUGAGGUUGCAUUGAUGUUAUGCUCAGCACCAUUACUAAGGGAUGUUAGACUGAAUGCAAGCUUUCACCCUACCUUCUAUGAAACUCUUGCCAGAGAAGAAAGGAAAGCCACAGUCCAUACUCUUCAGAUUGAGAAUUAUGAGCCUCUAUCAUCAGCCUCUUCACAUCACCUAGUAGAAGCUUUAUGCUUCCUACCUAACCUGACUAACCUGAUACUGAGAAGAGUUUGUGACAAGGAGGAGUUCUGUUCUCAUCUGAAUGAGAAGGCUUCAACCUUGAAGGUCCAUACUCUUCAGAUUGAGAAUUAUAAGCCUCUAUCAUCAGCCUCUUCACAUCACCUAGCAGAAGCUUUAUGCUCCCUCCCUAACCUGACUAACCUGACACUGAGUGGAAUGUAUUACCAGGAGGAGUUGUAUUCUCAAUUGAAAGAGAAGGCUUCAACCUUGAAGGUCCAUACUCUUGAUAUUGGGAAUAAUAAGCCUCUAUCAUCAGCCUCUUCACAUCACCUACAUGUAGUAGAAGCUUUAUGCUCCCUACAUAACCUGACUGACCUGAUACUGAGUGGAGAUUUUGACGAGGAGGAGUUCUGUUCUCAUCUGAAUAAGAAGGCUUCAACCUUGAAGGUCCAUACUCUUGAGAUUAGGAAUUAUAAGUCUCUAUCAUCAGCCUCUUCACAUCACCUAGUAGAAGCUUUAUGCUCCCUACCUAACCUGACUAACCUGAUACUGAGUGGAGUUUGUGAAGAGGAGGAGUUCUGUUCUCAAUUGAAUGAGAAGGCUUCAACCUUGAAGGUCCAUACUCUUCAGAUUUGGAAUAAUAAGUCUCUAUCAUCAGCCUCUUCACAUCACCUAGCAGAAGCUUUAUGCUCCCUACCUAACCUGACUAACCUGAUACUGAUAGGAGUUUGUGACAAGGAGGAGUUCUGUUCUCAUCUGAAUGAGAAGGCUUCAACCUUGAAGGUCCAUACUCUUCAGAUUGGGAAUAAUAAGCCUCUAUCAUCAGCCUCUUUACAUCACCUAGUAGAAGCUUUAUGCUUCCUACCUAACCUGACUAACCUGAUACUGAGAAGAGUUUGUGACCAAGAGUUCUGUUCUCAUCUGAAUGAGAAGGCUUCAACCUUGAAGGUAUAUCCGCCUCUACUUUAUACCCACACCAUGCUUGAAAACAUGGAAUAAUGAAAAAAAAAAAUUAUCUAAUUUUAUUAUGUUAAAUACAUUAAAGAACAUAUUUUCAUACUAUUUAGGAGUGAUUAUUAAUAAAGGAGACUAGAUGAGUAAAUGUUUUGGAAAUGUGGCUCUAAUGCACAGGUAUGCUGUAAUUGAGAAAUUGUCAUAUCUUCAAGUGUUUGGUAAUGGUUGAUGUUGACAUAUGGAAACCUUUUUAACUUUAUCCAUAUGUGAUUCUUCCUAGUCAUCUCUUAUGAUAAUACACAUGGAAGAUAUAAAGAGAAAUAUCAGCUUCAAAAAGGUGGGAGAGAAAGUAGAUCAUUGAAUAUCAGAGGUACAUGUGGUAUGUGUAUGAGAGUGAUAUUGACCAUGAUACAUACAAUGUAUACAGUACAGUGAGAGCUACAUUGAGUGUAUACAUGGAACAUAACAAUAGGAUGAAAUGAACAAUGACCAGGUGGUUUAGAUUGAGAUGGUAUGCAGGGUAAAAGCUGGAAUGGAAAAUGGUAUAUACAAACAUGAUAUGAAUAUAUACAUACUGUUUCCUUGCUGACUCACAUAUAUAUACCUGCCUCACAACUUGGCAUCAGUUCCAAAUUAAUGUUUUUCAAUCAACAUUACAUAUAUCUUUUGGCAAGACAAUAAAUGUGUUUUUGCCCUGCUCAACCUAUGUUUAGUGAGUUGGUGUCUGAUGACAUAUUUCUUUAGAAUACGUCUCAAUUCUCGCUACCCCAAAUAGCGAUUUCGCCGAGAUCCGGGAAAAAUCCCUGUAACGUGCAUUGCAUUAUGGGAUAGCUUUUCGGUAUUACAACUUCCUGUUCGGAAGUCCAAAGCACUGUUUUGCCAUUCAGAUCAACAGUGCCGUCAUCCACAACACAACGUCGCUUUCGCUCGGAAAGUUCGUGAUCACAACCCUCUCUUUCAAGAUAGUUUAACGGCCUUUUCUGCUAAAGUCACUAAUUCUGCCCGACGCUUUCCAUUGCACGGUAUUCCUCUGUCAGUUAAGAUUUUUUUAAGUUCCGAAAAUGAUUUUUUAAUCCAUUUUGUGGUCAACGAAAAAUUGAACGGAAUGAAUGCUGUAGUGUAUAUAUUUAGCGUCUAGUCGAAUACGAUCGUGAUGUCAGGCCGGUCACUAAAUGCAAAAUUUUAAGAUAUUCAUUUUUUGUUUAAUUUUUUUAUAACCAAAUAAAAAAAUAUAUUUUUUAGGCAUUAUCGUGGUUUAUGUCACCAGUCCAUUCACUGCCGUGUAUUUCGUCAGCGUUGGUGACAUCUUUCCACUCCCUUUGACUUUGUACACAACGAGCGCGCACACACCGACACACACGAGAAGAGAGGUGACAAAUUUUACGAUAAGGCAAUUUUUUUUUUUUAAAUAAUUCAAAUGGAAUCAAAACUGACCAAAUUAAAUAAAAGGUAUUAUAAUCUGUACAUAUUACGCUGAUUGGCAUCGAUUUCAGCGUGGUGGAAAACUCAGUAUCGCGAACCUCGCGCGAGCAUGACUCUGAACCGGAAGUGGUGAUGACGACCCGACAGAGUGAAUAUUAUCUCGUCUCACGCAUUAUGAGAUUUUUGUUCCUAUUUGGGGUAGCGAGAAUUGCUAAGGAAUAUAGUACUCAUGAUUAAUAGAUUUACAUUAAAAAUGAAUAGUUUUAAUGUUAUUUUAAAUCUUGUGUGUGUUAUGAAAGACUUAUUCAGCAAGGAAUGACAAUUUUGUUUCAAGGACAAUGAGGAGAAAAUAAAUCAUAUUUCAUAUAAUGAAAUACAAAAGAAAUAGUGAGUGAGUGAUGUCAUCAGUCAUCUCAUUUGCAUAUUGACCAGGAUGUGCAUAUAACUGUUUUAUGAAAUUAAGCGAAACUUUAAAAUGUCAUAACUUUCUUAUUUUACAUCAGAUUUUGAUGACAAGUCCACCACAACUUUUCAUUGGGGUGGACUUUUCCUAUAAGUGCAUUUUCAAGCAAUUUCUUAUCCAGUGAGCCUUAGAAAGUGAAACAUAUUUUUCGAGAUCCAUAUGUGAAUAUGAAUUUGAUAGUUUACAAUGGAAAAGGAUCAAUGAUGCAAAGUAUGACUGAUAACAUUUGAAUAGAAUGAUAGAAUUGUAAAGAAUAAGCCAAAAAAUGGGAGAAUAUAUGGAGAAAGAGAA